AAAUUAACACACACAAACAAAGAAGCUAGAACAGCACAUAAUUAUUUUAAUUCUGCUGUUCUUGUGUCAAUUCGCUGUUUUCCUUAAUUUAUUGUGCAGUCAUCGGUUCACCAUCAUUGUUGGUGUAAGAAACAGAAGGAGUUUUCGUCAAUCGUUCCUGAAUACGUGACAAAAUAGCGCAAUGAAGAACCGUAAGUUUGUAAACAGCGAUAUUGAACCAAAAAAGAAUGGAAUACACCAUACAAACGGAUACAGAAGCAGUGAAAAUAUCAUUAAAAGUAAAUUAACGAAUGAACAUCAAGACAACAAUGUAGCAACUGACAAGUACAAAAGUAUUCAUGAUUCCAAAGAAAGUUUUGAGGAAGCACCUCUUAUCACUGCCUGCCUCACAUACUUUGGCUUUUAUUUGUUAAUGAUUAUUGGCUAUAUAAAUCAAUUAUUUUUCGAACCUAAAGUCGCAACUGAGAAGAACCGCGAUGGAUAUGUUCCUUUAUUUGAUUCCUUCGAAAGAUUUUAUCUCCGUUACGUAUAUCGUCGUGUAAAGGAUUGCUGGAAUCGACCAAUUUGUAGCUGUCCAGCUGAUACACUUGUGCUUAAAGACCGAAUAACACCGGAUUUUGGAUGGAGCUUUGAGUUCACUGGAACCACGACGAAAUGUCUGAAUCUCGGAUCGUACAAUUAUUUGGGAUUUGCACAAACAUCAGGACCAUGUGCUGAGGAUUCAAUUAAGUCAAUAGAAAAGUAUGGAAUAGCUACAUGUAAUGCGCGCAGGGAAUUGGGAACAAAUGCUUUACAUAUAGAAUUAGAAGAAUUGACAGCAAAGUUCUUUGGUGUUGAAGAUGCUAUUGUUUUUGGAAUGGGAUUCGCAACAAAUGCCUUAAAUCUGCCAUCAUUAUUAUCUCCUGGAUGUCUCGUAGUGUCUGACGAAAAGAAUCAUGCCUCAAUUAUUCUUGGAUUAAGGCUUUCAGGAGCAACAAUUAAAGUUUAUAAGCACAAUAAUGUAAAGCAUAUGGAGAAAGUUAUUGUAGACUCAAUUGCAUAUGGACAGAAGAAUGGCAAGCCAUGGAAGAAGAUACUAAUUAUUUUGGAAGGUGUAUUUAGUAUGGAAGGAUCGAUUGUAAAACUGCCUCAAAUUGUUGAAAUCAAGAAAAAGUAUGGAGCAUAUAUUUAUUUGGACGAAGCCCACAGUAUUGGUGCAACUGGUUCACAUGGACGUGGAGUUACAGACUUUUAUGGUGUUGAUCCAAAAGAUAUUGAUAUUUUAAUGGGAACAUUUACGAAGAGCUUUGGAUCGGCUGGAGGCUACAUCGCUGGCUCAAAAAGUCUAAUCAAUUUCUUACGAGCUAAUAGUCAUGCUCAUUGUUAUGCAAGUUCAAUGGCACCAGCCGUAACACAACAAAUUCUGACCUCAAUGAAGAUUAUUAUGGGAUUGGAUGGAACAAAUGAGGGUAAAAAGAGAAUUGACCAACUAGCCAGAAAUACAAGAUAUUUUAGAAAACGUUUAGCACAAAUCGGUGUUAUUACUUAUGGACAUGAAGAUUCACCCGUUGUUCCUAUGCUCGUUUACUUGUUCUCAAAAAUUGGUGCCGUUGUAAGAACAUUGACAACAAGAAACAUAGCAGUAGUAGGUGCUGGUUUUCCAGCCACACCAAUCAUGGAAGGACGAAUUCGUUUCUGUUUAUCAGCAGCGCAUUCCAAAGACCAACUUGACUACGCAUUAAGUGUCAUUGACGAAAUUGGUGACAAAUUAGGACUAAAAUAUUCACGAAAACCAAAAGAUCCAAACCCAAUCGAAUAUUAAUUAUUGAGAGAUAUUAGAUUAAAAAAGUUAUUAAUGCUGUAUUUCCUCUUCUAACUUGUGCUCAGAUUAUUAAUUAUUUUUAUUUUGUUUUAUAUACACAGCAAAAGUAUUUUUAUUCGGUAUAGAGAAGAUAUUGGAACUAGCUUUGAGAAUUGACAGUUCUUGACUAGCAAAUUGGCUUACAUUUAAGUUAAUACCUCAGAAUAUUAAUGAAAACUUUAAGAAAAAAAUCUCGUAAAAUCUAGCUGGAAACGCAGUUUAUUUAAUCAUUGCGAAUUUUAAUGUUACGUAUGUAUUUAAGCUUUAAAACCUCAAAUUUGUUUUUUUUUCUUCUUCUCUCGUCUUUGAACUUAUAAGUAAAUAGAUUAUAAUACAAAACAAAACUUUAAGAUA
This is a messenger RNA of Chironomus riparius, 2194 nucleotides long. NCBI's taxonomy places the organism in Eukaryota, Metazoa, Arthropoda, Insecta, Diptera, Chironomidae. The record is from the annotation of a GenBank genome assembly.